AUGGUGACCGAUAAAGACGUUUCAACUAUUACUGAGCUGGGAGUCUCGAGAUCAUAUCACGAAGGUGAGAUGACUGAGGAUCUUCAGAAGACCGAUGCCAGAAUUUACGACAAAGCAGCUGAAAGACGGUUAUGUCGUAAGCUGGAUAUGAGAAUCCUUCCUUUUAUUGCUGUCAGUUAUCUGUUCUGUGCUCUAGAUAAGGGUAAUAUCUCAAAUGCCAAGACAGAUGGCCUUGAUAAAGACCUGGGCAUGUCUGCUUCUCAGUGGAAUAUCAUGUUGAGUAUUUUCUAUAUUCCAUUUGUUUUAUUUGCAUUCCCCAUCACGUUUAUCAUUAAGAAGUACAAUGCUGCUAAUGUCAUUCCUAUUUUGAUGAUGUGCUUUGGUGGCUUAUCUCUGAUCGCUACUGGUGUGACUAAUUUCGGUGGUAUCAUGGCAGUCAGAUUCUUGCUUGGUAUCAGUGAAUCAGCUUUCUUCCCUGGUAUCAUUUACUACUUGUCCACAUUUUACAGAAGAACCGAGUUGGCUAGAAGACUAUCUGUCUUUUAUGCUGCUGCCAAUAUCGCUAAUGCUUUCAGUGGUUUGUUAGCUUUUGGUGUGUUCCAGAUUAAGAGUCAUCUUCAUGGAUGGCAAUACUUGUUCCUUAUUGAAGGUGCUUGUACUGUUAUUUUUGCUGCUAUUGCUUUCUUGUGCUUGCCUAGAUCUCCUGCUGAGGCUAAGUUUUUGAGCCAAGAGGAGAAGGAUUUGGCUUUCUACCGUAUCCAAACAGAUUCCUCGGCUGUCGUUGGCGAGAAAAUCAACUUCAAGGACACUGUUAAAGUGUUCCUUCACCCUGUCACUAUUGGAUGGUUGUUCCAAGAAUUGUGUUUGGGUGUACCAUUGAACUCUAUUAAUAACUGGUUCCCUCAAAUUGUUGCAAGUCUUGGAAAGGGAACUGUUCAAACCAAUUUGUACACAGUCGCUCCUAAUGUUUCUGGUGCUGUUUGUCUAUUGAUUUUGGCCUUUGCAUCCGAUUACGCUAGACUUCGAUCGGUUUUCAUUAUGACUGCAUUUUUCCUUUCACUCAUGGGCUUUGCUGUCUUCGGUGCCAUUGAUACUCAAAAGCACGUUGGUGUGGCAUACUUCAGUUGUUUCCUUAUGACUGCCGGUGGUAGUGCCAGCAGUGUUUUGACAUCUACUUGGUAUAACAACAACACUCCCGGUGAAACCAGAAGAGCUGUUUUGUCUGCUGUGGGUAUUCCCUUGGCUAAUGCUGCAGGCCUUAUCUCUGCCAAUAUCUUCAUCGACCCUCCAAAAUAUGUCACUGCCCUGGGUAUCACUGCUGGUUUCGGUGGUCUCGGCUUGAUUAUUUGUGCCUGUAUCACCUUGUAUAUGAUUUUCGAUAACAGAAGACGUAACCGUCUCCAGGGUGUCAAGCUCACUUACCAAGACGUUUCUACUGCUGUAUUAGCUGACGGCCCCAAGAAUCCUCAAUUCAGAUGGAUGUAUUAG
Molecule: messenger RNA, 1488 nt
Organism: Sugiyamaella lignohabitans
Lineage: Eukaryota; Fungi; Ascomycota; Dipodascomycetes; Dipodascales; Trichomonascaceae
Gene: TNA1
Product: Tna1p
Exons: 1
Coding region: 1-1488 (495 amino acids)
Biological process (GO): transmembrane transport
Cellular component (GO): membrane
Molecular function (GO): transmembrane transporter activity
Source: RefSeq, a predicted model, not a curated record